UCUUGAGCUCCUCUGGUACAGUAUCGACAGUUCUAGCGAGCCUGAUGCUCUAGCUUUCCAAGCUACUCCAGCCAGUGUUGGUCUGCUGCGCUCUAUUCCAGGAAACCUACCAGGCACCCCACAACUGCCCUCACCUCCCCAUUCCCAACCCCGCUCCAACACCAUGGAAACAUCAAAAGAGGCCCCAGAGGACGCCAUCACAGCUUCAGAAAGGACAGGCACCACCAUACCCACCGAUAAACCUCCAAAACGGCCAAACGCCUUCACAGAAUUAAUGAACCGUUCGAAACAAUCUAAACCAACUCCUCCCCCCGCACCACCCGCACCCCCCUCCGCCUCCCGCCACAUCUUCAAAGACCGCACCGGCCUUGGCGCCUACAUCGCCUCGCCAACCUCCUUCCCCGCCUCAGUCGUGAUAUCCCACAACGAGAACUACGUCCUCAUCCACGACCUCUACCCGAAAUCGAGCGUGCACCUCCUCCUCCUCCCGCGGAACCCAGAGAUCUCAGACACCCACCCACUCACAGCUCUAACCACGAACGCAGCGUUUCUGGAAGAGGUGAAAGUUGAGGCCGCAAGAGCGGUGAAGAUCGUCGCCGCUGAGCUCCGCCGCCGCUACGGCCAAUACUCCGCCGCCGAGAAAGCUCGAGAGGAAGCGCUAGAAGCCAUCAUGGCCUCGGACGCCGACAUACCCACCGAAGAAGCCCUCGAGGCCCAGCUCCCCAAAGGCCGAGACUGGGAAGCCGAAGUGAUGGUCGGCGUCCACGCACACCCCUCCAUGUCGCACCUGCACAUCCACAUCCUCUCGCGCGACCGCCACUCGCCCGCGCUGAAGCACCGCAAGCAUUACAACUCGUUCGCGACGCCGUUCUUCGUGCCCAUCGCCGAUUUCCCGCUCGAGGACGGGGAUCCGCGGUGGCAUCCCGGGCGCGAGGGGUACUUGCAGGGCGACAUGAAGUGCUGGCGGUGCGGGCAGAAUUACUACGGGCGGUUCAAGCAGCUGAAGGCGCAUUUGGAGGGGGAGUUUGAGGGGUGGCGGGGGGAGUAG
Mytilinidion resinicola is the source of this 1048-nucleotide messenger RNA. Its product is annotated as putative histidine triad nucleotide binding protein. Gene Ontology annotation, molecular function: double-stranded RNA binding; single-strand break-containing DNA binding; DNA 5'-adenosine monophosphate hydrolase activity. Lineage: Eukaryota; Fungi; Ascomycota; Dothideomycetes; Mytilinidiales; Mytilinidiaceae. Gene Ontology annotation, biological process: single strand break repair; double-strand break repair. Bases 164 to 1048 code for a protein of 294 amino acids. Gene Ontology annotation, cellular component: nucleus. The record is from RefSeq and is a predicted model, not a curated record. The transcript has 3 exons.